CAUGUCCUGUUCUGAAGGGGGGGAAGUCCUGAAUGGCCCAAGUCCACCUCCGCAUUGCAGAGUCACCAGGUGGCUUCUUUACACCACUGCUCAGUGCCCUGCUAGUGACUCACAAACACCUAUAAUCUUCUAGCUCAGCCCAGGAUACAAACAUUGCGCGGGAAAAACAGGGCUUCACUCCUCAUUAUAUAUAAUGUACCCCGAUGUGUGCUGCCUGGCCCCACUCCUGCUGGGGACUUGUGCCUUUUGCCUCCUGCCUACCCCGUCACAUGCCGCUUGGAGGUAGGGGUAACAGAUGCUGCUUAGCUCAGGCUUUUACCAACUGCACAGCAAGGCCCCCGUUCCGGCAGAUCCUACCGGGGACUGUCCCCCUUCACCCCGGACACAAGCCAAGUAACUCCCUAAAGCAAGAGCAACGGCCAGGAUGGAGGGUGAGCAAUAAGCGCUACGGGAACAAGCUAUGUGGGUACUACAGGUGCCGAGAUGAUAAUCUUUUGGUCCUAACCGUUGCCACUGAGGAGACAGAAGGCUUAAGGCGUUUCCAAAGAUCUGCGCACUCCUUUAACUACAAAGUGAAGGUUCUGGGACUAGGAGAAGAAUGGCUUGGAGAUGGACAAAAGAUCCAGCUCAUGAAGUUGGCUCUGGAGCCAUAUUCAGACAAAGAGGAUCUAAUUAUCUUAUUCACUGAAAGUUAUGAUGUGAUUUUUGCAUCUGGACACGGAGAACUCUUGAAAAAAUUCAGACAAGCCAAGAGUAAGGUUGUUUUCUCAGCAGAAUCUGUAGCUUACCCUGACCGACAUUUAGAGUCAAAGUAUCCUGUGGUUCGAGAGGGUAAACGGUACCUUGGAUCUGGAGCAUUUAUAGGUUAUGCUGCACAUCUGUAUAAGAUGGUAGCGGACUGGGAUGGAACAGAUAAGAGCAGUGACCAGCUCUUUUAUACAAAGCUCUUCCUAGAUCCUGUUAAAAGGGGAAAGAUUAAUAUAACCCUAGAUCACAGAUGUCGGAUUUUCCAGAAUCUCUAUGGAUCUGCAGAGGAUGUUGUCCUGAAGUUUGAGUAUGGUCGUGUAAGAGCUAGAAACCUUGUAUAUGAUACUCUUCCUGUCUUAAUUCAUGGAAAUGGCCCAACAAAGCUUCAUCUGAACUAUCUCAGUAAUUACAUUCCCCGAGUAUGGACUUUUGAGUCGGGUUGCAAUGUCUGUGAUGAGGGUCUGAGGAAUUUGGAUGGUCUAACGGUUGAUACUCUUCCAUUGGUAGUAAUUGGCAUUUACAUUGAACAACCAACACCAUUUGUCUCUGAGUUUUUUAAGCGUCUGAAUAAUUUAAAUUAUCCCAAAAACCGAAUCCAGCUUUAUAUCAGCAAUCAUGAACCUCAUCACCAGAAACGGGUAGAACAUUUUCUGCAGGACCAUGGUACACAAUACAACUUUGUUAAAACUGUGGGGCCAGAGGAAAACUCAGACUUUGCUGAUGCCCGUAAUAAAGGAAUGGAUAUGUGCCGGCAAACUCCAGAGUGUGAAUAUUACUUCAGUAUUGAUGCCCCGGUAGUGCUGAAAAACACCAAUGUUCUUCGGAGCCUCAUAGAACAAAACAAGUCUGUAAUUGCCCCAUUGGUGAGCCGAAAUGCAAACUUGUGGUCAAACUUUUGGGGAGCCUUAAAUUCCGAUGGAUAUUAUGCUCGAUCUGAGGAUUACAUAGACGUUGUUCAGAGACAAAGAAAUGGCGUCUGGAAUGUCCCUUAUAUCUCCAGUGUUUAUUUGGUGAAAGGAAGCAUUCUAAGGUCUAAACUAAAUCAGAAUGACCUGUUCCACAGUGGUACCUUGGACUCUGACAUGGCGUUCUGUCAUAAUGUCCGCCAACAGGGAGUCUUUAUGUUUGUUACAAACAGACAGGAAUUUGGCCACAUCCUUUCCCUGAAGAAUUACAAAACAACUCAUCUACAUAAUGAUCUUUGGGAGAUUUUUGAAAAUACAGAGGACUGGAAAGAAAAAUAUAUUCAUCAUAAUCAUUCAGAAGCAUUAAAAGGAAAAUUAGUUGAAAUGCCCUGCCCAGAUGUGUACUGGUUUCCAGUAUUUACAGAGACAACCUGCAAUGAGAUAGUAGAAGAAAUGGAGAGCUUUGGCAAGUGGUCAACUGGUAGUAACACGGAUCAAAGGCUCCAAGGUGGCUAUGAAAAUGUCCCUACAAUAGACAUUCACAUGAACCAGAUUGGCUAUGAAAAAGAAUGGCAAAAGAUACUACUAGAUUUUAUUGCGCCAUUAACUCAGAAAAUGUUUCCAGGUUACUAUACCAUGGCACAGUUUGACUUGGCUUUUGUUGUGCGAUACAAACCAGAUGAACAACCAUUACUUGAGCCUCAUCAUGAUGCCUCCACCUUUACUGUUAACAUUGCUCUAAACAGUGUAGGACAAGAUUAUGAGGGAGGUGGCUGCAGAUUCCUCCGAUACAAUUGCUCUGUAAGAGCCCUAAGGAAAGGCUGGGCUUUGAUGCACCCAGGACGACUGACUCACUACCAUGAGGGACUGCGUGUAACUAAAGGAACAAGAUACAUUGUGGUUUCUUUUGUGGAUCCUUAAGUGUCCCUUUCUUAGAAAAUAACUUGUGACUUGACAAGGUCACUUUGACACAGUAUUCAGUGAACUUAAGUGAUAACAUAUUCAGAAAAGUCCAGUUUCAGAAGCUUCCAUGUUGAUAUCUAGAACAUUGUUCUUUUUAAGAGGCCUGUGUAAAAGAAAAUGGACUAGAGUUGUUCAAACAAGUACUUGACAAAUAUAACUGUGAAUCCAAUGGUAUUCAAAAUCAGAACCUAUACAACUGGUUAUAGAUGUGGAUUUUACUACAUUAAAAACAUUUAUUGUGCCUUAUAGAUUUAGAUAGAUUUCCACAACGCAGGUGUACUGUACUAACAUUUCAUAUAUAUAUAUAUAUAUAUAUAUGUAUGUGUGUGUGUGUGUUUCACUGUAAAGUGUUAUUUAUGAUGAUUUAUUUAAACAUUUGUGGUAUCAGCUAAGAUUCCAAUUUCAUUUUCUCUGUUGCCCCAAAUGUAAAACGUUGCCAUUUUAGAAUAAACACAGUUCUGAGGUUA
This is a messenger RNA of Xenopus laevis (African clawed frog), 3082 nucleotides long. It is a transcript of the gene plod1.S, whose product is annotated as procollagen-lysine, 2-oxoglutarate 5-dioxygenase 1 S homeolog. Gene Ontology annotation, cellular component: endoplasmic reticulum; rough endoplasmic reticulum membrane. Gene Ontology annotation, molecular function: 2-oxoglutarate-dependent dioxygenase activity; L-ascorbic acid binding; iron ion binding. The transcript has 19 exons. NCBI's taxonomy places the organism in Eukaryota, Metazoa, Chordata, Amphibia, Anura, Pipidae. The coding region runs from base 204 to 2573 and encodes 789 amino acids. The record is from RefSeq and is a predicted model, not a curated record.